AUGGAAAUUGAAAUAUUAAAUGAUAUUUUUCAAAUUCCACCUGCACUUUUUAUGUUGGACGAUUUGGAUGCUAGUUUUUCUGAAAGUGAAGGAUACGUUAGCGAAGAAGUCAAUAGAAAUUAUGAUGACGAUGAUGAUGAUGAUGAUGAUGAUAGUAAUAUUGAUGUCAUUGAUUUUGAUUCACAAGACACGGACUCAGGAUUAACCUAUGAAUCAAGUUUUGAUUCAUCUUCUUAUGGAACAUUUUCAAGUGAUAUGGAUAUUGGCUUUUAUUUUAAUUCUUCGGAUGAUGAUUCUUCCUUGUCUACUGGUAUGAUGCGCUACCAAGAUUAUUUUUAUGUGGAGGAUGAUGAUUUCUUUUCUUUCGAAAGAAACUCAGAAUCAUCUGUUGUUCUUGAUAGAUUGGAUACUCAUAGUUUGUCUAACGUGCCUACGGAAGAUGAAAUUUCUGAAGAAAUAGGAAUGGAAGUUAACGAAGGUUUAUUUUUCUCGGAAGAUGGAGAUGCCGACGAUGAAUAUGAAAUUGAAGAACACUGUGUAGAUUAUUAA
Messenger RNA from Strongyloides ratti, 549 nucleotides. RefSeq lists its product as hypothetical. The record is from RefSeq and is a predicted model, not a curated record. Bases 1 to 549 code for a protein of 182 amino acids. Lineage: Eukaryota; Metazoa; Nematoda; Chromadorea; Rhabditida; Strongyloididae. The transcript has a single exon.